Messenger RNA from Tachysurus vachellii, 2427 nucleotides. It is a transcript of the gene dnajc1, whose product is annotated as DnaJ (Hsp40) homolog, subfamily C, member 1. The record is from RefSeq and is a predicted model, not a curated record. Gene Ontology annotation, cellular component: endomembrane system. The transcript has 12 exons. Lineage: Eukaryota; Metazoa; Chordata; Actinopteri; Siluriformes; Bagridae. Bases 295 to 1866 code for a protein of 523 amino acids.
UCAGAUGUAGGACACAUAUAUAGGGGGGGAGACAGAUAUUUAGCAUGCGGCCUUUUUUCCUCCCGAAAAAUUUGAACGUUCUCUCAGUCAGCGACGUGUCCGAGCAACUCAACCCUGAUUGGUCGCUCUUGUGGCGGCUGCGUGUGAAACUUACUGCCGAGGAGCUUUUCCACGUCGCCGAAGUGGCCACGUUUUAUUCUGCUAUAAGGGCAGCCAUGCCAAGCUGUGAAUAGAUACCGACUGUCAGGAAUGGACCACCGAAAUUAACGUUAACACGUUUUUAGAGCGUUCACAAUGGCUUUUCCGGAUGUCCUGAGAUAUGUGUUGUUGAUCACCGGCUUUUUAUUCAUCCACACCGAGCCAAGUGCCGCCUGGGACGCGGAUUUAGAGCUGUUCGACCUGGUAGAAGAAAUCCCACAAACAUUUUACGAGUUCUUGUCCGUGAACCAGGAUGCGCCGUCGUCCGAGAUCAAAAAGGCAUACAGGAGGCUUUCCCUUGUCCUUCAUCCUGAUAAAAACAAAGAUGAGAACGCUGAAACCCAGUUCCGGCAGCUUGUGGCCAUCUAUGAAGUUCUUAAGGAUGAGGAAAGGAGAAAAAGGUAUGAUGACAUCCUGGUUAAUGGGCUUCCUGACUGGAGACAGCCCGUGUUCUACUACCGUCGUGUCAGGAAGAUGAGCAACGGAGAGCUGGGUUUCCUUCUCUUUCUCAUCCUCACUGUGGGCCAUUAUGCAGUGAUCUGGUCCAUUUAUUUGGAGAAACAGUUGGACGAUCUCCUUAGCAAGAAGAAAAGAGAGAAGAAGAAAAAGCAGAGCAGCAAGUUAGCCGAGGAGCCGAAGACCACAGGGCAAGAGAAAAAUGAGAAAUCAGAAAAACCUCACUGGCAUGAUAUUCUGCCACUUAAGCUGAGCAUCUGGCUUUACUACUCUCUGAAGUCUCUUCCUCAUGUCAUACAGGACGUGAAGCAGUACUACAAAGACUACAAAGAAAUGAAACAGAAAGAAAAAGAGCAAGCGGAAGCACAAGCUGAGCAAGAAAUGCAGCAAAGAGAGAAGCGGCCGAAGGUGAAGAAACCCAAAAUGGAGUUUCCGGUUUAUAAGCCCAUUGAGACGGCGUACAUGCCUACAUACGACCAGGGAGCCUCCAUCGAAGACAUUGAGGAUCAAAUGGACGACUGGCUGGAAGAUCGAAAAACACAAAAAAAGAAAAGUCCAGGUUGGGCAGAUGAGGAUCUCAGUCUGCUGACUCGCUGCAUGGCGAAGUUUCCUGGAGGAACACCGGGGCGGUGGGAGAAGAUCGCUCAUGAGCUGGGCAGAUCGGUCACUGAUGUGACUACAAAAGUAAAACAAGUCAAAGACAGUGUCACCAACACAUCCGGUUUGGUGAAGCUCUCUGAGCUAAAAUGUAGUGCCGUGGUAGGAAAAAGUGCAGUUCCAGAUAGCCUCAUGACCCAGCGAGAGGAGAUCAGGCUUUCCGAAGAGCCACUGGAGCCUGACGCACCAGAGGAAACGGACAGCAAAACCCUGAGGAGACGAGGCAAAAAAUCCACAACAGGGACAGGGGAUGCUGGGGAGGAAAAGGAUAAAGCGAAAGGGCGCAGACAGAGGGACUUUGACCCGACGGCCAUGGAUGAGGACAGUGAAGAGGAGAAAAAGCAACCGAAAGAAAAGUCAAGCACUGCUGAUGAGGUCUGGACCCAAAACCAGCAGAGACUGUUGGAACUGGCGCUGCAGCAAUACCCACGAGGCACCACAGAGCGAUGGGAUAGGAUCGCCAAAGUGGUGCCUGGAAAAAGCAAGGAGGAGUGUAUGAUCCGGUACAAGCUGCUCGCUGAACUGGUGCAGAAAAAGAAACAGGCGAAAAGCUGACAAAUCGAUCCUCUUCUCUUCUGCCUGUUCCUACGUCUCGCUCCUUGUCACGUGCCUUAGAUUUGCCAAAAAUCAUGCUGUAUAUCAGCUCGGUCACUUCUUCUACAGCUGUGUGGUUGAUGCUUCUGCACGAACUGACCGACUCUUAUGCAGUUCUCCAAAAGGACGAGCUUAUUUACCGUUCACCAUUUUCGUGCUCGUAUUUUGUGGAGAAAAUCUCAAACGGUUCCCAACCUGAAUCACUUGUAUACACAAUUAUGUUGAAUUUAUUUAGAAAGCAGUGAUCCUCAGUGUUAUCUCCUCAUCUCCAACAUCAUCCUACUGCUGCUCCUCUUUUUUUUUUUCUUUUUUUUUUUUUAAAUAGUUUUUCCUUUUCUUUUUCUCUAAAGGACAGGUUCACAUCCAUGCGUGAGCAUUUUACACGUGAUCAAAAAUCCACCAAUACAGAAGUAUAAAUCAAUCCUCCAGUAUUGGACAAACCCAUCUUUGAUCUGUAUUAUGUACAGCUACAAACGUGCAUAAAUCAGUUUUAUUAUUUAUUAAAACUUUCUUUGCUGCCUC